Molecule: messenger RNA, 2554 nt
Organism: Salvia splendens (bonfire salvia)
Lineage: Eukaryota; Viridiplantae; Streptophyta; Magnoliopsida; Lamiales; Lamiaceae
Product: lysM domain receptor-like kinase 3
Exons: 11
Coding region: 340-2322 (660 amino acids)
Biological process (GO): innate immune response; protein phosphorylation
Molecular function (GO): transmembrane receptor protein kinase activity; ATP binding
Source: RefSeq, a predicted model, not a curated record
AGUCACUUUCUCUCUUUUUACACUGUCUUGCUGUUGCAGUUAUCAGUCAGUAAUCACUUUGCCCCUUAUUUUCAGCCAAAAAAAAAAACAAACAAAAAACCCAAAACAGGGGAAAUUGCUAAGCUCACAUCUCAUGUCUCCUUCCUCUUUCUCUCACUCCCUCUAUCAAAUCAUCAUACUCCAUUCAUAAUCUUAUUGCUGGAUGCCAUUUUGUUGAAGCUGUCAUUUGUAGCUGACAAAAUUCAGCCAAGAUUCGAUUUUGGUGCCCAAUUCCACUCAAAAGAUCCCAUCUUUUUUAUUGGGCAUUCAUUAAGAUUUGGAUCUCUGCCGCAGAAGCAAAUGGGUCGUCACAAAGCUUCAAUCUUGAUUGUUCUUCUUCAUCUACUACUCCUCAAAUUUCAAGCUUUUGCUGCAGCAGAGAAUUAUCCAUCCCCUUUAAAUUGCACAGACACAACUCGCUUAUGCACAUCGUUUCUAGCCUUCAAGCCCUCGCCGCAGCAGACGCUCCCAGUGAUUCUGAGCAUGUUUGAUGUGUUGCAAGAAGAUGUAACCGUGGAAGGAAAUGGGAGGGACUACGUUUUCAUCAAAAAGAACUGUUCUUGCGCUCUGGGGCUGCGCAAGUACUUGAGCAACACAACUUUUACGGUGAGAGAGAAUAACGGCUCUGUUUAUGGCCUAGUGAGGGAAUCCUAUGAUGGGUUGGCCUAUUUUCCCUCGAAUAUCACUAGGGCGGCGAGGAGAGGCUCUGUGGUGUCGCUGAGGUUGAUGUGUGGUUGCUCGAGUGGGCUGUGGAAUUAUUUGAUGAGCUAUGUGAUGCAAGAGGGGGAUAGUGUGGAGUCUCUGGCUAGCAGAUUUGGAGUUAGUAUGGAUAGUAUUGAGAGUGUUAAUGAGAUUGCUAAUCCUGAUAAUGUGACUGUUGGAGCUCUCUAUUACAUACCCCUGAAUUCUGUUCCUGGUGAACCUUAUCCUGUAAAGAAUGACACUACUGCUGCUCCUGCUUCAGCUCCAUCUGUUGAUGACAUUAUAGGAGAUCAGGUGAACAAAAAGAGUCACAUACCGUAUUGGUGGAUCAUUGGAAGUCUGGCUGUUGGUUUGGCUCUUAUUAUCGUGGGUGUGCUUCUUUUUGUUUGCUUGAGAUUAUCGGGCUGCUGCAGGGGAUCCCAAGGAAGCCAAGCAAAAGACUCCGAUGGGAAGAGCUCUCACAAAUUUCAGAUUCUGCGGAACACAAGUUUCUGCUGUGCUUCAGGAAGGUCGGUAUGUGGCAAAUCCGGAGACUUCCAGCGACCUAAUGGGGAAUCUAGCAAUCGGCAUAUGAACAUCCCCACAGUUAUAGGAACCGAUGUUUUUGAGGUGGAGAAGCCGUUAGUUUUCACGUACGAAGAUAUUCUGUCUGCAACAGACGGCUUUUCUGAAUCUAAUCUUCUGGGACAUGGAACAUACGGCUCCGUGUAUUAUGGCCUACUAAAGCAGGACCAGGAAGUUGCUGUUAAAAAAAUGACUGCUACGAAGACGAAAGAAUUCAUGGCAGAGAUGAAAGUUCUAUGCAAAGUCCAUCAUACAAAUUUGGUAGAGUUAAUCGGUUACACAGCUAGCGGCGAAGAUCUCUUUCUCAUAUAUGAAUAUGCUCAAAAGGGUUCGCUUAAGAGCCACUUGCACGACCCUCAGAACAAAGGCCAUACAUCACUAUCGUGGAUAAUGAGACUACAAAUAGCACUUGAUGCUGCUAGAGGUCUUGAGUACAUACAUGAGCACACGAAACCUCACUAUGUGCAUCGUGAUAUUAAAACAAGCAAUAUCUUACUCGAUGGAAGCUUUAGAGCAAAGAUAUCAGAUUUUGGAUUGGCCAAGCUCGUUGCAACAACAAAUGAUGGGGAAGAGUCGGUCACCAGAGUUGUUGGAACAUAUGGCUAUCUAGCUCCCGAGUACAUGAGGGAUGGCCUCGCAACGACUAAAAGCGAUGUUUAUGCAUUUGGUGUGGUGCUCUUCGAAAUGGUGUCCGGAAAGGAAGCCAUGACAAGGAGUGCUGAGAGGCGCUCGCUAGUAUCCAUUAUGGUGGCAGCGAUGAGGAACUCGCCCGACUCCAUGACCAUGGCAAGCCUGAAGGAUCACGUCGAUCCUAACUUGAUGGAUCUGUAUCCGCACGACUGUCUUUUCAAGUUGGCUAUUUUGGCGAAGCAAUGCGUUGAAGAGGACCCCAUUUUGAGGCCGGACAUGAAGCAGGUGGUGAUAUCGCUUUCGCAGAUACUGUUGUCCUCGGUCGAGUGGGAAGCAACGCUUGCCGGAAACAGCCAGGUGUUCAGUGGUCUGGUUCAAGGAAGAUAAGGAGGUGAUCAACAACUGCCAAAACUGCCAGUUUUGGUGUCUGUCUAAAUAUGAUUAUUCAUCUGUGUUUACUGUGGAGUUUUGUGUGCAUAGAAAGCAUAGAUUUUUUUGCGUGUUGAGGUUACUUCUAUAAUUCUUUCAUCACUUGCUAGUAUUUUUUUUGGAUGGUUUAGAGACUUCUCUAAUAGUCUAAGAUGCAAAAUCAUAAUGAUAAAAGCAUAUUGUAAUAUUA